AUGAGUGGUAAAAACUGGAUAUUAAUGUCUACAACUUCACCCCAAAGCCUGGAAGAUGAAAUUCUGGGACGGCUUCUGAAAAUUCUAUUUGUUUUGUUUGUUGACUUAAUGUCCAUUAUAUAUGUCGUCAUAACUUCCUGA
This is a messenger RNA of Arvicola amphibius (Eurasian water vole), 141 nucleotides long. It is a transcript of the gene Mrln, whose product is annotated as myoregulin. The record is from RefSeq and is a predicted model, not a curated record. Bases 1 to 141 code for a protein of 46 amino acids. The transcript has a single exon. Lineage: Eukaryota; Metazoa; Chordata; Mammalia; Rodentia; Cricetidae.